AGUAGCCGAGUUGUUGUUGGCACUUGGCACUGUACACUCGCUGCGCGGUACGAUCGGUACGCUGCAGCUGUCAAAAUUGCGCAGAUUCGUUGCAGUCUAUCGAUUUCUGGUGUGUGUCUGAUGCAGUGAUUGUUGUGACAUGCUGCUGCCGCUGCUGCUGCUGCUGCUGCAGAGGACCUGGCCUUGAACGCAAGCUGGAGCUUGACGAGUGAUCUCAGGGAACUGGGCCGACGCUGCUUUAAGAUGAUUUUCCUGCGCUAGCGGCGGCUUUUUUUCGCGCAUCGUGUUUUUGCGCGACUGCAAAGAAUCAGUUGAUCGAGCAGCGGAGGCUCUGUUCUGCUCUCAUCAGAUCUGUACAAGUAGCCUGUCGAGGUAUGAGCAAUUCCCAACCGAUCAUGGUGCCUGGAGGAGACCACAGCAGAAGGACCCAGUCAGAGUCGCACUCCACGAGUGUGCCUGGGGAGCACACGAAAACCAUGACGCCACCUGGAACUGUCAGAUCUGUCUCUGCUACUGAAGAGAGACGUUCUCGACGAGGCAGCAGCAUGGUACAGCCCAUCCUGGCCAAGCCACCUUCCUCUGAGUCACUUGUGACAAACAGUAGCACGUGGGUUGAUGCACCAGGCCCACCGCUCUCUCCAGGACUGACUGGGUCUGUGACAUCCACAACAGGGGAGAAUAGUCCCAAAGUUGAUGCCUCCCAGGAAAAGCUUGGAGAGUCAGGAUGCAAACUCACCAGGAAGGAGUCGUACAAGGCACAACGCAAGACCUACAGAAUGGAGAAGAAAAGAGUAGCCGACGAGCUGCUCAAUUCAUUGAAAGAUCCUACAGUGGUUGUUAUGAGUGACUGGUUGAAAGUCAGGGGCACGCUUAAAAGUUGGACUAAGCUGUGGUGUAUUCUCAAGCCUGGAUUGCUGCUUCUUUAUAAAAGUCCCAAGAUUAAGAGUAAUCACUGGGUUGGCACAGUUUUACUGAACACCUGUCAGGUCAUAGAGAGGCCCAGCAAGAAGGAUGGAUUUUGCUUCAAACUGUUUCACCCACUAGAACAAUCAAUCUGGGCACCUAGAGGACCUGAAAAGGAAGCCAUUGGUGCUGUUGUCCAGCCACUGCCAACGUCCUACCUUAUAUUUAGAGCUCCGUCCCAAGCCGCGGGCAAGUGCUGGCUGGAUGCCCUGGAAUUAUCCCUUCGUUGCUCAUCUCUCAUAGUCAGAUCGGCCAGUGUCAUACCCAGAUCACCGCAGCACGACACCACCACUACUCACGAGACGCAGUGGAGCGAGGCCGACUACGAGAAACAUUUCGACGAUCAUGACCUCGACGACUGCAUCAGUCAACCGGAGAACGGACUGACCGCCGACGCCGAGAUCAGCGCUACCGACAGCGAGUCCGAGGAGGAGAACAAGGAGGAGGAACCCGAGCAGAUCAAGGAGACUCCUUAUGUCGCCAACGAGAACGAAGUUCUAGGCACCGCCGGAGAGGUGGUGACGGAGCUGCAGGAGGAGCAAAAGUCCCUCAUCUGGUUCCUCAUGAAGCAGGUGCGUCCUGGCAUGGAUCUCUCCAAAGUUGUCCUGCCGACCUUCAUCCUCGAGCCACGCUCCUUCCUCGAGAAGCUCGCCGACUCGUAUUACCACGCAGACCUCCUGUCGCAAGCCGUGCAGGAAGACGACGCGUUCACGCGCAUGAAGGGGGUGGUCAAGUGGUACCUCUCGGGAUUCUACAAGAAGCCGCAGGGCUUGAAGAAACCCUACAACCCACUGCUGGGCGAGACCUUCCGUUGCUACUGGCAGCAUCCCAAUGGCUCGCGCACUUUCUACUUGGCAGAACAGUUGUCGCACCAUCCACCGAUAUCAGGCUUCUACGUGACCAAUCGCCAGGACGGCUUCACCAUCAGCGCGACGAUCAUCGCCAAAUCUAAAUUCUACGGUAACUCCACAUCUGCGGUUCUGGACGGAGCUGCGAUAUUAACGAUGCUACCGCGUGGGGAGGAUUACACGAUGACGAUUCCCUACGCGCACUGUAAAGGGAUUCUGAUGGGCACACUGUCUAUGGAACUUGGUGGUAAAGUUAACAUCGCUUGCGAGAAGACUGGCUAUCACACAGAGCUCGAAUUUAAAUUAAAGCCUUUCCUGGGAGGGGCAGAUCAAUUGAAUAUGGUAGUAGGAAGAAUAAAGCUUGGAAAAGAGACUCUGGCAAUGAUCAACGGUUACUGGGAUGGUCAGAUUACAAUCACAGAUAAAAGAACUGGGCAAGAGAGUCCUUUCUUUAAUCCAACAUCAGAGGUCCGAAAGAGUCGGCUAAAGAAGUACACAGUGCCGUUGGAAAAUCAGGGCGACUGGGAAAGCGAAAAGCUGUGGCUGGCAGUGACCAACGCGAUAAACAAAGAUGACCAGCAAGCAGCAACUGAGGCCAAAACUGUACUAGAGGAGGCACAGCGCGAACGUGCCAAGGAGAGGAAGACUUUGGGUCAGGAGUGGGUACCCAAGUACUUUGUUCAAGAUAUAAUUACGGGCAAUUGGAUGUAUCGCCAUGCCGACAUCCGUCCAUGGGAUCCUAGAAAUGACGUUGUGCAGUACGAACACGACUACAUUGUAAGCACAAAAACUCGACACAAAACACCAAUAAUGCGCACUGGCAGUAUUGUUUCUAUGGAACCUCAGUCUCAGGUUCCGUUAUUGAUUGCCGAAUCCCGUUCUUCGCUCUCGGUUCUAAAAUCCUCGAAACGACAACUCACGAACAACCACCCUAUCACCGACGCGGCGCACGACUCGGCCAGCUCCUCCGAGGGAGUGCAUUCCGAUUCGAGCGGUUCAGUUGGAAAACGGCGACGAUCCACGGCCAGAAUCGUAAGUAUGGUGAAGAGCGUAGAAGACCGGAUGCACGAGCACACUGAGAAGUUGGACCAGAUCCAGCGAUUGAUUGAGCAAAUGGCCAUACGUCAAAGGGCAGGCCGAGAUCGGCAGAACGGCUCGCGUCUCGGCAAGCAUGUCGUCGACACGCUGAUCAUCGUAUUCGUUGUGUUUAUGGCUCAGUUCAUCAUGAGGAUCUGGAGUGGGGCUUCGUCCCUCAAAGCCAAAGAGUUGUAGUAAAUUUUCACCCUCCUAUCACCUUCGGGUGCAAUCAAUAAUCGAUUCUGCGCGCCUGCUUCACUGAUCUCGCUCGCGCGCACCAGUCAAUCAUGUUCGUAAUCUCAUGGCCGAGAUAUACCCUAGUCGCUGGCCAAAUUCGUUAUCGAAGCGUUCUACCAGUAUAAUUCGCGCCGCCAUUCCCCUUCCCUAUACGGCGCGAAAUGCCUCGAGAAUUAGUCGUUUGCAAG
Messenger RNA from Nasonia vitripennis (jewel wasp), 3313 nucleotides. RefSeq names its product oxysterol-binding protein-related protein 8 (gene Orp8). Lineage: Eukaryota; Metazoa; Arthropoda; Insecta; Hymenoptera; Pteromalidae. The coding region runs from base 375 to 3083 and encodes 902 amino acids. Gene Ontology annotation, molecular function: cholesterol binding. The record is from RefSeq and is a predicted model, not a curated record. Gene Ontology annotation, cellular component: intracellular membrane-bounded organelle; membrane; cytosol. The transcript is spliced from 17 exons.